Eriocheir sinensis (Chinese mitten crab) is the source of this 1475-nucleotide messenger RNA. RefSeq names its product DNA repair protein RAD51 homolog 3-like. The record is from RefSeq and is a predicted model, not a curated record. Gene Ontology annotation, biological process: meiotic DNA recombinase assembly; reciprocal meiotic recombination; DNA repair. The transcript is spliced from 9 exons. The coding region runs from base 155 to 1237 and encodes 360 amino acids. Gene Ontology annotation, cellular component: Rad51B-Rad51C-Rad51D-XRCC2 complex; Rad51C-XRCC3 complex; replication fork. Lineage: Eukaryota; Metazoa; Arthropoda; Malacostraca; Decapoda; Varunidae. Gene Ontology annotation, molecular function: four-way junction DNA binding; crossover junction DNA endonuclease activity; ATP binding.
AUGCUUGAAGUACGAGAAUCUGGCACAUCAGCUGUUUUAUUUUUUUAUUUUUUUAGUCUGCCCGAAACACCAAUUUGAGUGGCCGUGUUUCUCGUCGGGGGAAAACUUCCUUUAUUUACCGUUGCCAUAGAUUACCUGCCCGCCGUGUAAGGCAAUGAUGGUGGAAGGUCUUGGUGGUCGUGGUUGGCCGCUGGGUGAAAUUGGCUUGCCGAAUUCACAGAUGAUAAUGUUAAUGAAUGCUGACUUCAACACUACAGAGGAUGUGAAAGACAUGAAACCUUCAGAGCUGAGCCAAGCCACAGGUUUAAGUUUGAAGGCGAGUGUGGAAGUGUUAAGGCUGGCAGCCAACAAACAGCAGCCCAACCCAGUUGAUAUGCUGCAGAUGUUCCAGGAAGGGAGUGAGUUUCCACAAAUAGUGACCUUCUGUAGGGCUCUCGACACCCUGCUAGGAGGAGGCCUACCACUACAAGCUGUCACGGAGUUGUCUGGCACGCCGGGUGUGGGGAAAACACAGUUGUGCAUACAAGCUUGUGUAUCAGUGCAGCUCCCUCAAAGUGUUGGUGGCGUGGGUGGGGAAGCAGUUUAUGUGGACACCCGAGGGAGUUUCACUGUCAAAAGACUCAAAGAUAUGGCAUCCUAUGCAGUUCGUCACGUCCAGACAAUAAGCGGAGAGGACGAAGAUGUUUCUGAGUUUUCUGUAGAAUCAGUAUUGAGGGGAACACAUUACUUCAGAUGCCAGAAUUGCAUUGAAAUGUUGGCAGUAAUUAAGAGCCUUCCAAAACUCAUAGAGGCGCACCCCAAAAUCCAGCUCCUCGUCAUUGAUUCCAUAUCCUUCCAUUUCCGUAAUGACUUUCCUGACGUAAGAGAACGCGCCAAGCUGACGCGCAUCGUGACCAAGGAACUCAUCCAGCCGGCGGUGAAACGCAAGAUGGCGGUCAUAGUUACCAAUCACAUGACAACUCACGUGAAGGGCAAAGGUUCCGCCAAGCUGUCUCCUGCACUUGGGAAUGCAUGGGGCCACUGUCCCACCGUCCGCCUCAACUUCCUGUGGUCUGGGGAAACUCGGGUGGCCACUCUUACCAAGGCACCGCAGUGCCUGAACUCUUCAGCUUAUUUUCACGUGUCAGUUGGUGGGCUGCGAGAUGUGUGUGACGACCAAACCAGCACCUCAAGGAAUGGAAAUAAUGUGCCAGCAGCCAAGAAGAGGAAGUUUGCAGAUACAAAGAAGGGACCCUAAACACUUCCCCAGCUGUGGGAAGGAUACCAUUUAUCCAGCUGUGUUAGGUUAGCCUUGUGGAGAUGAAUAUUAAUUUAUAGUUGUAGAUUUUAUUUUGAGUUCUACAUACAUAAAUACAAGAUGCUCAAACUUCACAACUUCAGAAUUAUAUUAUUUCAGAGUCUUAUGAUCUGAAUGAUCUGAAGUAACCAGUGUGUUUUAUGUACAAGAGAAUAAGGGGUAGGAAUGACAAAGGGCA